This is a messenger RNA of Chara braunii, 3678 nucleotides long. The record is from the annotation of a GenBank genome assembly. NCBI's taxonomy places the organism in Eukaryota, Viridiplantae, Streptophyta, Charophyceae, Charales, Characeae.
GGGUAUGAUGGUAUGAUGUGACUUGUGAUUUGUGGGAUUGCGGAAGGACGUCCGGUUUCCUGUCGAGGGGAAGCAGAAGCGAGCCCCCCCCACAACACGCUUCUUCAUUGCUCGAUCGGCUUCAAAGCUUUGGAGCAUCGGUCGACCUGUUCGAAGCUGGUGUAAGUUGAUUGCGCAGCGGACAUCAAGGUGGAAUUCAGGAAGGAGAGGGUGAUCAAGGGGGGUUAUUUGUGGUCGCUUGUUCCAGAUUUCCCCCCCUCUUCUUAAGCGGUCACAAUAUGUCUUCAAUGUGGGAGUGCCGAGCACACAGUUCUUCAGCGGGUGGUCAUCAGUGGGCCGUACUCCUGGUUGCUAUGUUAGUGUUGAUUGGAACAUGCUCUGCACAUAAACUACAUGUGGAUUUGGAGCUUUCCAAAGAGCCACUCACAGCACUGACCAGAUUUGGCUUCCACAAGAAUGGUUGGGUUGAGGUUAACCUUUCCCAUAUCGAUGUGUACAGAUCGGAAAGUUUCGGGCCCACAGAUAAGUCCCAGAUCGGCAUCCUGUUGGCGGGCCGGUCAGCAGAAUCUCAGUUGAAGUCCUUUGUGAAACGGAUGAAGUCUGAUGGGGAUGCGGGGCUGUGUAUACUCACGGAGACCAAGGUUCAGAAGCUCCUGGAUAUGGGGGACCCUGGCAAAGCAGUCAAAGGGUCUGGAGGGGACAAGUUCACAGUGCUCCAUGAGGUGGAGGAGCCUGGCUACCAUACCCUUUACCUCGCAAACUGUGCGUGCCGACACCAUGCGGUGUCUUUCACGAUGGAUGCGGCCCUCUUUAAUCUGGAAGGCAAAAAGGGCGGGAAGAGGAACUACCUCUGGGCUGGCGGUACGCAUCUCGCUCUCCUUUACUUCGUCUUUUUUGCUGUCUACUUUGUGGCAUGUUGUGCCUGGCAGUACCUGAUCUGGCAGAAGCACCAAGGCGUUCUUCUCAAGCGCCUCCUACAUCUUGUUGGCAUAUCGUUGGCCGCUUACAUGCUCCUAAUCUGGUCUCACGGAACGUAUUACUCAGUGCUCGGGCGAACCGGCUUGCCACAUGGCUGGGACAAAGUUCACCACUUCUUUGCUGUCACAUUCGCCGUCUCUCUUCUCGCUCUCGUACUCCUUGGGCUGCCAGAUGUUGAGCUGAAUGUGUCAGACUUGGAGCUUAAACUGUUGAUGGCAUUUCUGUCUGGUUUGAUCAUCUCUUGGGCCCAUGCUGAGGUGACCCAUCAUAGCGUCUAUUCGUUCUCCCUGCAGUCUGCAGAAUGUGCAACAGUUUAUGACUUCUUCAGCAUUUUGAAGUGGGUGUCCGUGGUUGGCCUGUUGGGGCUGAUUGCGGCAGAAUUUUUCCCAUCGCUCAGCCGUCAGAGGCCCACGCCGUCAUCCCUUGUGGCACAGUUCUCUGCCGCUUCAGCAGACUAUGACAGCAGAGCGAAUCGUGGAUGGGUUCAGAAGUGGUAUGUCAAGAUAUCACUGUAUGCUGCAGGUGUAUGGAUGCUAGCUUGGCUUGUGCGAGCCAUUGUGGGUCACCAUCAUCACUGGGCUGUCGUGUUAGUGAGAGAGCUGGGGGUACUUGGUUUCUUUGCAGCAGCUCUGAUAAUGUUGCGGCCGACCUCUGGGGAGAAUUACCACAUUAGACUCCAGAACUUAGCCGACGGGCUUGAGGAGGAGGAGCUAGAUGUGCGGGACAACGAAGAAAUGGAAGGGUUCUGACCAGGUUCGUAAACUUUGCACUCUUGCUUGCGCUACAGUGCCAUGUCGUUUGCUUUCCUUCUUCCUAGCAUUUCUUUCGUUCCACAGUUUCUCCUGAACCUCCUUUUAGUGAUGCCUUUGCAGCAGGCUCAGAUUUUAUGUGGAGUUCUGAGCUCUCCGGUUUAUGCGCCCUGCAUGUGAUUGAUUGGGGAGGAAUUAUUGCUGCCAGUUCCGUCUCAACGAGUGAUGGCCGAGGGUGACCGAUUGCUGCGCGCCUCUGUUGCAGGCGCAGAUUGUACGUGGAGUUCUGAGCUCGUGGGGUUCAUGCACCCGGCACGUGAUUGAUUCGGGAGGAAUUAUUGGUUGCGAGUCACGUCCCAACGAUUGAUGGCCGAGGGUGACCAAUUGCUGCGUGCAUCCUCUAGGCAAGACGAGUAGUAAAAGUCGCCGUGUAGAAGAAAACGAAGCCAAGAUGGAGACGGAAGAUAGGGCCUUCCACGGGAAACAUGAGCACAUGUGACAUCUGCUUGCAUGGCCCCCUGAAUUCCUCCUCAUGUAGAGGGGUGAGAAUGGGGCGUGGUUCGAGGGAAAAACACUGGUCGUCUUCAAGCGCCUGAUACCGUGUAAAGGCCAUGAAAAGGUGAGAAGGAAUUCUGAAACGCCUGCCACUUGUAUGUACGUGAGUAGCAGCUGCCUUUUGCAUAAAACGGGGUUGCAUGGGUUGCAUGGGGCAGUUACAUGUUAUACCCCAUGAUUGUACAAUAUUGCUUGCGCAUAUGAAAGUUUGGCAUAAAACCUCUGUCUGCUUGUAUGGUCACCACUGCCCUGAUUCCUAGGUCAAUGAAGCUGUAGGGAGGUGGGGAUGGUGAGCAUGGGCAGUGCCCGCGCAGCGUUACGCAUACCCUAUUCUUCAUGUCUUUUUUUAAGCCGUCAACGUGUUUAGCGUGGGCAUACUGGGCCCCACUAUUAAGAGCCCUGGAAAUUGCAUGCAUGCAAACACACCUAAGCGGUUUCUCGAUCUGACAGCAAAGGGAGGGAGGGGAGGAGGCAAGAGGCAAGGAGAGGAGGGGAUAGGGAAGAAGGGAGGGAACGAGGGAGGCAAGAGGGAAGGAGGGAAGGAGGGAAGGAGGGAAGGAGGCAAGAGGCAAGGAGAGGAGGGGGGGAAUAGGGAAGAAGGGGGAAAAGAGGUAGGCAAUCAAGGGGAAGCAAUGAAGGGGAGUUUAAUGCAGCAUUCACAACCUAUGGAAGGCUGUGAAGCUGCCAGAGUGGAAAUAAUAUGAAUAGAAAUUAAGGAGGAUUAGUAGGAUUACCCACGGGCCUAGCUCCGUUUGUAACUCCCAUGAUUUGUUGGAAUACAGUCCCGAGUUCAGAUCUAGACGCAACCAGAGCAGCAAUGUCGGGGGCAAAGGAAAAAAGGACAAGAAGAAAAAUGCAGGAGGAUUACAUCUUGCAAAUGCAACUGCAACUUGGCAACGGACUUCGCUGCAGCUUCCACGUAGUGGUGUUGGGAGAUCAGUACUGCGAAAUUGUGCGAAUCCAUUUUAUGCAGAGAGAGGUUACUUCAGGUUUUUGUCUCAACAACUUGCUUUUCUCUGCUUCCCCCCCCCUCCCCCCCCCUGUUCUCCAUUCCCUAAUAUUUCGCAUGUGGGUCCAUUGCUCUUAGCUUAACUUUGCUGAUAGUAUGCAAGGUCAUAGUAGCGUAGCAUUGUCGAAAAUAUUGUCCUUUCGUUUCGUAAGAAAGGACACUGAUGGUUAUUGUCGUAUUUCUGCAGCAAAUAUUGUCCUUGUGUUUCAUAAGAAUGGCAGUGAUGAGGGCCUUGGGAACCAGUUGGGGACGGUAGCAUGAGGACAGACAGGAUAGAUAGGAUGCGGCAUUUCAAAAGGAGAGAGGUGUGCAUGCAUAUCCCUCCGCUCUGCUACGUGCUGAUAAGCAUUCACUAAAUGCUUGAGAAUACGUUGACCCACGCUUACG